AUGGCUGGAGCGCGCAGGCUGUUCUGUCUGUGGCUGGGCUGCUUCUGUGUGAGCCUAGCGCACGGAGAGAUACUAAAGAAGCAUUUCCCCGAGCUCCGCAAGGCUCUGCCCGGCCACCGUGCGGCAGGUUGUGGCCCCGGCCCCGAGCUGCAGCCACGCGACAAGGUGUCGGAGCACAUGCUGCGGCUCUAUGACAGGUACAGCGGUGGCGGCAGGACCGAGGCGGCGCGGAUGCCAGGCCCCCGCGAGUGGGGUUCCCGGUCCCCGCGCCCCCAGCCCCUGCACGAAGGGAAUACAAUUCGCAGCUAUCGAGGCGGAGCAGCAGGAACCCUCGAAAGCAAGGGAUUGCAUAUUUUCAACCUGACUUCUCUAACCAAGUCUGAAAACAUUUUGUCUGCCACACUGUAUUUCUACAUUGGAGAGCUAAUGAACAUCAGCCUGAGUAGUCCAACAACCAGAGGAUGCUCACAUCACGCUCACAGGAAACACAUUCAGAUUAAUCUCUCCACAUGGAUCCUCCAAUCCAACAGAAACCAAAGUCGACUCCUGGGUCAUCUUUCCGUAAAUAUAGCCAAACCUCAUGGAGACACCAUGACCUGGCUGUCUAAAGACAUCACUCAACUCCUGAGGAAGGCCAAGGAAAAUGAGGAGUUCCUCAUAGGAAUUAACAUUACCUCCAGAGGACACCAGCUGCCAAAGAGGAUAUCACCCUUUCCUGAGCCUUAUAUGUUGGUGUAUGCCAAUGAUGCUGCCAUUUCUGAGCCAGACAGUGUGGUAUCACACUUACAGGGACACCGGGAGUUCCCCACUGGGGCUUUGCCCCAACUGGAUAGCCACAUCAGGGCUGCCCUUUCUAUAGAACGGAGGAAGAAACGCUCCACCGGGGUCCUGCUGCCUCUGCAGAGCAAUGAGCUUCCUGGGGCAGAAUAUCAGUAUAAGGAGGAUGGGGUCUGGGAGGAGACAAAGUCUUACAAGACCCUUCAAACUCAGCCUCCCGAGAAGAGUAAGACCAAAAAGAAACAGAGAAAGGGACCUCACCAGAAAAGCCAAACACUCCAGUUUGAUGAGCACACCCUGAAGAAGGCAAGAAGAAAGCAGUGGAUUGAACCUCGGAAUUGUGCCAGGCGAUACCUCAAAGUUGACUUUGCAGAUAUUGGCUGGAGUGAAUGGAUUAUCUCUCCCAAGUCGUUUGAUGCCUAUUAUUGUUCUGGAGCGUGCCAGUUCCCCAUGCCAAAGUCUUUGAAGCCGUCAAAUCAUGCUACCAUCCAGAGUAUAGUGAGAGCGGUGGGAGUUGUUCCUGGGAUUCCUGAGCCUUGCUGUGUGCCGGAAAAGAUGUCCUCACUCAGUAUCUUAUUCUUCGAUGAAAAUAAGAAUGUGGUGCUGAAAGUAUAUCCUAACAUGACAGUAGAGUCUUGUGCUUGCAGAUAACCUUACAGAGAACUCAUCUGAAGGCUUAAUUCAAUCAUUAUUUUUAUGGACUUUUUUCUUUUUUUUUUUUUAGUCUAAAGAGAAUGAGCAAUAGACUGAAGAUUUCCACCAAGGAG
Molecule: messenger RNA, 1544 nt
Organism: Trichechus manatus latirostris (Florida manatee)
Lineage: Eukaryota; Metazoa; Chordata; Mammalia; Sirenia; Trichechidae
Gene: BMP3
Product: bone morphogenetic protein 3
Exons: 3
Coding region: 1-1428 (475 amino acids)
Biological process (GO): osteoblast differentiation
Cellular component (GO): extracellular region
Molecular function (GO): cytokine activity; growth factor activity
Source: RefSeq, a predicted model, not a curated record